AUGGAUAGUUAUUCUGAUGAUUUGAGCUUACAAACGCUGAUCCAAGAGCAUACAAGAUCAAAUGUUACAGUUAAUUUUGUCAAAACCCUCCGCCGCUUAGCACAAAAUAAUAAGGAUAGCCAAGAGAACUUCCUAAAAGGUUGUCAAGCAUUGGGGAAAUUUUUUAAUCAAGAUAAAUUCUUAAUUGAUCUUCAUUUUAAGCUUAUCAGGAAUGAAUCAUCUUCCAGAAUUCAUGGGUCUACAGGGCAGACCAAUAUUACAGGAACAAACCACAUUCUACAGCCUCAACACACAAAGAAAAAAAUUAAAUUAAGAAAGCCGAUACAUUAUGAUGAUGACGAAAACGUUGAUGAUUAUAAUACUGAUCUAUUAAAUAGCAAUAAUAGUAAAUUAGAUCCUUUAAGUGAUCGUAAAUCUAAGCCUGAAUCUAAUAAUGACGGUAAGUCAAAUGGAAUGGACAAUAGUAAUCAAGCAAGGCCCAAAGUAACUUUACAAAAAAUUAGUAAGAGCAAGGCAUUGGAACAUAAUACAUACUCUUCUGUUCCUCCUAGUAAAGAAAAUAUAUUAAAGAUAAAUGAACAAAGGUGGAGCAAUGAGCUAGACAAAUCUGAGUUAUCACAACCUAAAAGCAACAUUAACACAUCAUCUUCAGGCGGUAUUUCUGCUCAUCACAUAUUAGAAGGCUAUUCAAGCGAAGAAAAUGAUUUUAGCUCUCAAAAUGAACCUGAGUUCUAUUCUGAUGAAGAAUUAUUAGCUGAAGAUCGUGAAUGGUAUGAUCACGAUGAUGACUAUGGAAACCCUAUUUAUGCAAAUCAGGAACUAAACGGUCAUUUUAAUCUUCCAUCUGAAAAUACAUCUAAUAACAAAAUGGUACUUGAUUCGGUCGAUGAAAAUAUUCAAAUUAUGACAACUCCUCUGAAUAAACGAAAAGACUUGUUACCUUGGUUUUUGAAGAAUUAUGCAAUUGAACACAAUAUCGAAAAUGCUGCCAUUAUAGGCUCUUUAAGUCAUUCUAACAAUGAUGGCUUAAUUGAUCCCUAUCGAAAACCAAAUGGAUUAUUUGCUGUCAAUGCAAGAAAAGGAAGUUAUUUAGUAUCUAAUCAUAGGAGAUUACAUGAGAGAAAUGAAAUUCAAAAAGAAUCUACUAAUAUAGUGGGCACAAUGCUUGGGAAUAUACUAGGCGCGGAAGAGCAGAACCAUGAUGAUAAGAACAGAAAUCAGCGAACGGAAGAUGAUGUUACCUAUACAAAUAAAAAUGAUAUUAAAAGGCUUAGAGAAUCAUUACCUGUUUACAAUGUGAGAUCUCCCCUCUUACAAGUUAUUCGUGAAAAUCAAGUAUGUGUAAUUAUUGGGGAAACUGGCUCUGGUAAAACUACACAAUUGGCGCAAUAUUUAUAUGAAGAGGGAUUUUGUAUGUCUGGUAAACAGAUUAUUUGUACCCAGCCUCGUAGAGUUGCUGCCAUGUCAGUAGCAAAGAGAGUUGCUCAAGAAAUGGGCGUAGAAUUAGGCGAUAAGGUUGGUUAUGUAAUAAGAUUCGAAGAUAAAACGUCUAGAAAUACUCAGAUAAAAUUCAUGACCGAUGGUAUUUUAUUAAGAGAGUCAUUAUUAGAUAAAAAUCUAGAUAAAUAUAGCUGUGUCAUUAUUGAUGAGGCACACGAACGAACGUUAAAUACAGAUGUGUUACUUGGGUUAUUUAAACAGUUACUUUCUAGACGAAUGGAUAUAAAAAUUAUUAUAACGUCAGCUACUAUCAAUGCAGAUAAAUUUUCUGAAUUUUUUGGUGGUGCACCUCAAUUUAAAAUCCCAGGUAGAACUUAUCCUGUUGAGUUAAUAUAUUCGAAACAUCCAGUAAGUGAUUAUGUAGAAGCAGCGGUAUCAACAGCAAUGCAAAUACAUAUGUCAUCGCCUGUCAAUAGUGGUGAUAUUUUAAUCUUUAUGACUGGUCAGGAAGAUAUUGAAACAACAGCCUCUGAAAUUAGAUCAAAACUAUUAGAAGUUUAUUCCAAAAAGUACCAAAUAACUAGACAUGAUGAAAUAAAUGAUGUAGAAGUUUUCCCAAUUUAUUCUGCUCUGCCAGCAGAUAUUCAAUCUAAAAUAUUUAUUAAUUUUGAAGGUAAAAAGAGAAAAAUCAUUAUUGCAACAAACAUUGCUGAAACAUCUUUAACUAUUGAUGGUAUAAGAUAUGUAAUUGAUACUGGAUAUUCGAAAUUAAAAGUUUAUAAUCCUCGAAUUGGGCUGGAUAGUUUAGUUGUAACGCCUAUUGCUGUUGCAAAUGCAAACCAAAGAUCAGGUAGAGCAGGCCGUACGGCAGCAGGGACAGCAUAUAGAUUAUAUACUGAAGGGACACUAGCUGAAGAUAUGUAUAUUCAGCCAGUACCAGAAAUUCAAAGGACCAAUUUAUCAAAUAUUACUUUAUUAUUGAAAUCUUUGGAGAUCAAUGAUAUUCUGAAAUUUCCAUUUCUUGAUAAACCUCCAACACAAUCAUUUAUUUCAUCAUUAUAUGAGCUUUGGUUUAUCGGUGCUCUUUCAAACAAGGGUGAGCUAACGACAUUGGGGAAAGCGAUGACAAAAUUCCCUUUACAACCAACCUUGGCUAAAAUUUUACUACUUUCAUCAAAAAAUGGUUGUAGUGAAGAAAUGUUAACAAUUGUCUCAAUGCUUUCGAUUCCACAAGUAUUUUACAGGCCUAAGGAAAGAGAAACCGAGAGUGAUAAAGCUCGUAUGAGAUUUUUCAUUAACGAAUCAGAUCAUCUAACUUUAUUAAAUGUCUAUUCGCAAUGGAAAGCUAAUAAAUUCUCAAAAAUUUGGUGCACAAGGAACUUUUUACAGUAUAAAUCUUUGAAAAGGGUUCAUGAGAUUAGAGCACAAUUGAAACAGUUGAUGGAUAUUAAUAAAAUACCUGUUGUUUCGUCAGGUAAGGAUUGGGAUAUAAUUCGUAAGACAAUUUGUAGUGGUUUUUCUCACCAAUCAGCUAAAUUAGUUGGAUUGGGGAAAUACAUUCAGUUAAGAACCGGUAUGGAAGUCAAAUUACAUCCAACAAGUUCAUUAUAUGGUUUGGGGAAUUUGCCAAAAUAUGUUGUUUAUAACGAAUUAUUAAUGACUGGAAAUCAAUAUAUAUGCUGUGUUACUACUGUUGAUCCAUUCUGGUUGAUGGACUACGGUAGUUUAUUAUUCGAUAUUAAACGGGUUAAGGAAAUUAAUGACCAAUAUUCUGCAAAUAUAUUUCAUUCAUAUGGCUAUGAUGAUUCGAGUGAUGAUAAAAAAGAAAUUGAUCUAAUUGAAAAAAAAUUACAGAAAUUAAUAAAAAGAAGGAAAAAAUGA
Messenger RNA from Henningerozyma blattae CBS 6284, 3321 nucleotides. It is a transcript of the gene PRP16, whose product is annotated as DEAH-box RNA helicase PRP16. Gene Ontology annotation, biological process: mRNA splicing, via spliceosome. Gene Ontology annotation, molecular function: ATP binding; RNA binding. The transcript has a single exon. Bases 1 to 3321 code for a protein of 1106 amino acids. The record is from RefSeq and is a predicted model, not a curated record. NCBI's taxonomy places the organism in Eukaryota, Fungi, Ascomycota, Saccharomycetes, Saccharomycetales, Saccharomycetaceae. Gene Ontology annotation, cellular component: spliceosomal complex; intracellular anatomical structure.